Molecule: messenger RNA, 2025 nt
Organism: Diaporthe citri
Lineage: Eukaryota; Fungi; Ascomycota; Sordariomycetes; Diaporthales; Diaporthaceae
Exons: 4
Coding region: 1-2025 (674 amino acids)
Biological process (GO): negative regulation of transcription by RNA polymerase II
Cellular component (GO): Sin3-type complex
Molecular function (GO): histone deacetylase binding
Source: RefSeq, a predicted model, not a curated record
AUGGCAACAGGCGGUACGGCGCCGCCCAUAGCAAUGGCCAAUCACCCUCACUCGCUGCUGGACCAAGACAGCACCGUGUCGAGCCCUCUCAGCGAGGUCGAAGACAAGGAUGCGGAGCCCGAUGACAUGGAUAUCGACAUGAACAGUAACCAUUCCGACGGCGACGAGCCUUCCAAUCCUGAAAAUGGCCGCGCACACGACCCCGCCGUCCAGCCACCGCACGACGACUCCGACUCUAACCUCUCAGAAAUUGAGACCAACGACUCCGAGGCCGAAACAGAGCGCCUAUACGACACCCCGCGCAAGAGUAAUAAUCAGCCAAGCGACUCAAUUCCGAAUGCGAAAAUUGACAAAAGGCGAUCACCCGACAAAGCUGCCCACACAUUUCAGAGAAGCUCAAGCAAGCUGCAAGGCAAGGCACAAGCUGGCCUUGGGGCUGGAUCCGGCGGUGACGACAACGAUGGUCUCUCCGACGACCGUCAUGAUGCCGACGACGAAGAUAAGGGCUCCACUGUCGACAGCGAAGCGGAUUCUGAGAAAGAGGACGGGGUAACACGGGCAAAGGCAUCGCAAAACCAGCGUACCAAGUCGCAAGAGUCACACAUCAUUGCAAGCUCUACGCUGGCUGGCAGUGGCAGUGACAACUCCUUGGCAGACUCGAGAAAACGCAAAAGAUUGCCCGCGGCAGAACGGUCCGAUUCCAAUCAGCCACUGCGGAAGAGGACCGCCUCAAUCCCAGAGCCAGGCGACGAAUCGUCUUCCCUCUCUAAGAUCGAGUCAGAAGACGUUGCUUUAAGUAACAUCAUGGGCAAUAAGAGCGCUGAGCACACUGCCGACGAGGACGAUGAAGAAACAGCAAUAAAGAAUACAGGAGACAUUACAGACUCGGUUGAGAGGCCGACGAAUGAGGUUAGCAAGCCAAAGAAGUCGAAGCGCAGCACGAAGAAGCGAAAGGCCUCGUCGGAAACCGUCGAGGACGCACCCGAGGGAGAAGAGCCUACAGCAACGCCAAUCCAGACUGUCGAGGACGAGCAGGCUGAAGCUGGAGUUGAUGAGGAAGCCGAAGCCGUGCAUAAAAACGAGGAAGAAAUGGAGAAGAAGCGCAGUGCUUUCGACCAGCUCUCUUCAAUUGAGAAGAACUUUGCAGUACUAAGGGAUCGACUGUACGAAGAGCGACUUGCACAGCUGAACGAAGAAGAAGCAAUGCUGACAAGCGACAAUCCAACCCACCCCGAAUACCUGGCCAUGAUGCAUUGCAUCGACAGCCGCCGAGACGACAGGGUAAAAGUUGUCGAGCUCGAGUACAAGUUCAAUAUGGAAGCUCUAGACCGUUGGGCUGUGGCCCGGCGAGCACAGAUUCUCUCUCAAUUCUUCCAGAGCGCACGCGAACUGAGGGAAAAGUACGUGGAUGAGCUCGGCAGACAAUGGUACGAGAUACAACAUGAGCGACGGCGCAACGCCAAUCCUAUACCAGACUACGGCUUCCGUUUCCCCAAGACGAAGGCCGAACAGAAGAGGCACGCGAUUGCACAAGGAAAGGAAACGUCGAUACUGGCUGGCAUCGCUCAGCACCACGGGUUCCCAGCAGCGCCAGAUAUGCGUGGUGCGUCAUCGACAGAGGUCGAGGAUGACUUUGAAGCAAUGGCUCGAGCGCGACAGGGAACGCAUCCCGGCGUGUCGCAGCGGAUGCAGCCCGCUUUACAUGAUUACGCCGCGGCGGCACAGUUCGGACAAGCUCUUGGGCCUGCGGGCCAAGAAUACAUCGAGAGCCACGCGUGGGCGAACCCAAAACACCCUUCUCAUGGUGCGACCUCCCGGCGCCAGUCACACGGUGCCGCGUAUGCUGGUCCUCCCGCCUUGAUGGGCCAUGCGAGGGCAUCGCACCAACCUGUGGGUGGAAUGUGGUUUGCCAAUGGCCAAAUGAAUGGAGAUGCCAAUCAUCGACACCUCACGGCAGAUUCGGAGCCAGCGCACCCACGGAGAGCAGUUGAGACGGUCAAGUCCAAGCGCGAGGCAGUCGCAUGA